Molecule: messenger RNA, 2269 nt
Organism: Cynoglossus semilaevis (tongue sole)
Lineage: Eukaryota; Metazoa; Chordata; Actinopteri; Pleuronectiformes; Cynoglossidae
Gene: il4i1
Product: interleukin 4 induced 1
Exons: 9
Coding region: 546-2201 (551 amino acids)
Biological process (GO): amino acid catabolic process
Molecular function (GO): L-amino-acid oxidase activity
Source: RefSeq, a predicted model, not a curated record
CUACAUAUAUUUCUUGGUCCAGUACUUAAGUAACUAUUACCUUUUGGUGAACAAAUACCUUGUAUUUAGCCUAUUUAUAGGGACAUAAAUAAGGGAACUCAGGUUGUAGUCAGCUCAAGAUAGAGUACUUUUUAUUUUCCUCCUAGAAUGGUUCCACGAUUUUAGUAAGUCUACAAAACAGUUGUUUUAGAUUUCCACACACACACCUUACACAUGACCAUGUAUGUAUGUAUAUAUAUAUAUACAUAUAUAACAUGUGAUGUAAGUCCUACACAUUGCGUAACCUGCACUGGGUUUUUUUUUUACAAGCAGCAAUCCAAGGUUUGCUGAACCAGCUUUUCCAUUCACAUUCAGUUAGGUUUAGGAGAUGACAAGGCAGAAGGAUGAAGAUCCUGACAGCUCAAGCUUUUUCACAUUUUGGUUGAAUCUGGAGCUGGUGUGGGAAAUUGUGCAAUUUCACACAUACCGCACCUCCACAUCCACCUUCAUAUAAGGAGACAGCGUUGGAGGUUUGCCUUCAUUUGUCCAUGAUUGUAAAUUAGUUCAUGAUGACCAGCGACACCUUACCUUUAAUAAAGGUGUCUGUUCCUUCUUACAAAGCCACACUAAGCAGAACAGAUCACAAUCCCAGCUUGCAGACGACUAUCCACAGGAUGAUCCCUCACUUGGCACUUUGCAAUUGCAUUUUUCUGCUUCUAGUGGGGGUGGUGUGGUUCACUGCAAGUGGCUCUAAAGUGCCAGUGGUUUCUAAAGACCCCAUAAGCCACUGCCUGGAAGACACGGACUACAGCGAGCUCCUCGGCAUCAUGGAUAAAGGACUUCCUCCCACCAAAACACCUGGACAUGUUGCAAUUGUUGGUGGGGGCAUUGCUGGACUCACUGCUGCUAAGGUUUUAGAGGACGUCGGCCAUAAGGUGACUAUAAUAGAAGCAAGUGGACGUCUUGGAGGGCGCAUUGAGACCUUCAGGAACACAGCAGAAGGCUGGUAUGCAGAACUGGGAGCCAUGAGGAUUUCAAGCUUAAAUAAAAUCCUGCUUUCCCUAACCUCCAAAUUAAACAUCCCCCUGAACCAGUUCAUCCAGGAGAACAACAACACCUACUACCUGGUGAAUGGAUUGCUCCACAAAACCUACACAGUGGAGAGUGACCCUGGCGUUCUCAACUACAGCUUGAACGAAGGAGAGAGAGGAAAGACGGCAUUCCAACUCUUCGAUGACACACUGUUUAACCUGAAGAACGACCUCAACACACAUGGCUGCAGUGUCUUGUUAGAUAAAUAUGACAUCUACGCAAUGAAGGAAUUCCUGAUCAAAGAGGGUAACCUGAGUCUUGGAGCCCAGAAGAUGAUCGGGGAUAUCCUGAAUACAAGUGGCAUGUACUACAUUUCACUGUUGGAAAUGCUGUAUGUAGUGUCAAACAUCAACGAUAACAAUGACUACUUUGAGGUUGACGGCGGUUUCGACCAGCUUGUCACAGCGCUCAGCAACCUCUUAAACUCCGACAUCCUUCUGAACUCCAAGGUAACGCUGAUCCACCAAACAGGCAGCAAUGUCACAGUGACAUAUCGAGACGGGCAGGAUUCACGCCUGCUAACAAGCCUCACUGUCGACUACGUCCUGGUAACAGCCACAGCCAAGGCCACGCUUUUCAUUAACUUCCAACCUCCUCUCUCCGGGACCAAGAUGGAGGCCCUGCAUUCAACCCACUACACCAGUGCCACCAAGGUGAUUCUCAGCUUCAGUGUGCGUUUCUGGGAGAAAGAAGGCAUCAGAGGGGGAAAGAGCAUCACAGACCGCAUGUCUCGCUUCAUUUACUAUCCCAGUCACAGCUUCCCAGGCACAGGAGCAGGUGCUCUGCUGGCAUCUUACACCAUCGCUGAUGACUCCUCGCUCUUCCACGGGAUCAAGGAUGAGGAACUGAUGAGUAUGGUCCUGGAAGACUUGGUCAUGAUCCAUGGAGAGGCUAUCAGGAGCCUAUGGACAGGAGGGGUGGUAAAAAGGUGGGGUCUGGAUCCUUACAGCCUGGGAGCCUUUGCCCUCUUGACUCCCUUGCAGCACAGCCACUACUCCAGAGAAUUGUUCAGAAGUGAGGGACGUGUGCACUUUGCGGGAGAUCACACAGCCCAACCGCAUGGAUGGAUUGAAACCUCCAUGAAGAGUGCACUACGGGCAGCUAAAAACAUUAACAGCCCCACCCUCUAGUUAUGCUUCUUCAAAUAUAGACAGACAAACAGACAGGUUUGUUUAAGCCUAAAGCUCAAACAUCAGUU